UGAUGGGGCUUUGUGUAAUUAGCCCACAUUUCAAACCCCAAAAAUGAUGAGCAGGAUGACGAGAAACUGUUUUGGAAUAACUUAAGGAUUUACGUUUCUAUGCUGGAGAUACUUUGAAUGAGGUUGGAUGGAAAGAUAAUGAUGUACUCAAUUCGAAGUCUGCCCACAAUGCUGUAUCGUGAACGUGCAGAGGAGGAUGGGUUUGAGGACAUGACACAGCUUGAGGACCUGCAUGAAGGUGCUGUGUUGCUGAAUUUGAAGAAAAGAUUUGAACGCAAUUUGAUAUAUACUUACAUUGGAAGUAUUCUGGUGGCUGUUAAUCCCUACAAGAUGUUCAACAUCUACGGAACAGACAUGGUUCUACAACACAAAGGGCAUGCGCUUGGAGAGAAUUCUCCACAUCUAUUUGCUAUUGCAAAUGCCUCAUACACAAAAAUGAUGGAUGCCAAAGAAAACCAGUGCAUUAUUAUAAGUGGGGAGAGUGGCUCUGGUAAAACAGAGACCACAAAGCUAGUUCUCCGGUACUUAGCCGCAAUACAUCACAAACAGAAUAUCACACAGCAGAUUCUUGAAGCAACGCCUCUUUUAGAGUCUUUUGGAAAUGCCAAAACUGUGCGGAAUGAUAACUCCAGUCGAUUUGGGAAAUACAUGGAAAUAUUUAUGGAAGAAGGGGUAAUCAGCGGUGCCAUAACCUCACAGUAUCUACUUGAAAAGUCCAGGAUUGUGUUUCAGGCCAAAGAUGAAAGAAACUAUCACAUUUUUUAUGAGAUGCUUGCAGGCCUUCCUUCACAGCAGAAGCAGUCUUUCUACCUUCAAGACGCCGAGACGUAUUAUUACCUCAAUCAGGGUGGAGACUGUGAGAUUGUUGGCAAGAGUGAUGGGGAGGAUUUCCGCAGGCUCCUAAGUGCCAUGGAAAUACUUCACUUCAGUGUUGAAGACCAGAACGGUAUCUUCAGAGUCCUGUCUUCCAUCCUUCACUUAGGAAAUGUCUUCUUUGAGAGAUAUGAGACUGAAUCUCAGGAAGUGGCAUCAGUUGUGAGUGCUCAGGAGAUCCGAGUGGUGGCUGAACUUCUACAGAUUUCCCCAGAGGGUCUACAGAAGUCCAUUACUUUCAAAGUCACGGAAACAAUGAGGGAGAAGAUCUACACGCCCCUGACUGUUGAGAGUGCAAUCGAUGCCAGAGAUGCAGUUGCCAAGAUCCUGUAUUCCCUUCUGUUCAGCUGGCUAACAGACAGAAUAAAUACGCAGGUUUAUCCUCGGAACGAAGCACUAUCCAUCUCCAUCCUUGAUAUCUAUGGAUUUGAGGAUCUCACCUUCAACAGCUUUGAACAGCUUUGCAUAAAUUAUGCAAAUGAGUACCUUCAGUUCUUUUUCAACAGGGUCAUUUUUAAAGAAGAACAAGAUGAAUAUAGCAGAGAGCAAAUCAACUGGGAAGAGGUACCUUUCUCUGACAACCAGGCCUGCAUAGACCUCAUUGCAGCAAAGCCCCAUGGGAUACUCCGGAUUCUUGAUGAUCAGAGCGGGUUUCCACAGGCUACAGACCAUACCUUCCUUCAGAAAUGCCACUAUCACCAUGGCAACAAUCCACUGUAUUCCAAGCCAAAAAUGCCUCUCCCUGAAUUUACUAUCAAGCAUUUCGCUGGGAAGGUCUCCUAUCAGGUCCAUAAAUUUCUGGAUAAGAAUUACGAUCAAGUUCGCCAGGAUGUUCUUGACCUUUUUAUUCAUAGCAAAAACAAGAUGGUUGCAUAUCUGUUUAUGAGCUAUGCUGAGACCCUCAACCAGCAGAGAUCUCAUGUUGGGAAGAACAGCACAGUAACACGGCGCCAUCAGGCCUCAACGGUGGCGGCCAAGUUCCAACAAUCCCUCAUGGAGCUCAUUGAAAAGAUGGAGAGAGCCAACCCAUAUUUUGUGCGAUGCAUAAAGCCAAAUCAGAACAAGGAGCCUGCUGUGUUUGACAUGGAGCUGGUCAGUGCCCAACUUAACUACUCUGGGAUUUUAGAAACCAUUCGAAUCAGGAGAGAGGGCUAUCCGAUCAGAAUGCCAUUUGAUGUCUUCCUUUUCAGAUAUAAAUCACUGCUAGGCCUCAAACAGCCUCCACCUGCCAAUGGUGAAAACUGUGUCAUCAUGUUAAGGAAGCUUUGCCCUGUUAGACAAGGAUCGUUUCAAGUCGGUGUCACUAAGUUGUUCAUGAAAGAGGACGUCUACUUCCUGUUGGAGAGUAAGAGGGACAGAGUAAGGCAUGUGGCUGCCCUGACUCUGCAGCGUUACACCAGGAUGUUCUUUGUGAGAAAACGCUAUAAAGCCUUCCGCAUGAAGAUCAUACGGCUGCAGGCCCAUUGCCGAGGCUUUCUCACAAGGAAGCGAUAUGUGAAAAUGAGAGCUAGCCUUGUGAAAUUACGCUCUCUGGUCCAUAUGUAUGUUAAUCGCAAGAGAUUUAUUAAGCUGAGAUACGAGGCCAGGAGAAAGGCAGAAGAGGAGCAAAGGAGAAUAGAAAUGGAGCUGUCAAAGCGGGAAGUGGUCAACGUCACUCAUCUGGUCAUUCCAGCUGAACUCGGAGCAUUGCUGCAAGCCGCCUCUGGUGGUAGGGAGCUCCAUUCCGAUUGCUUGGCUUUAGUCCAGGCUCCCACCGUUCAGGUGGAGUCACAGAUCACUCUACCUCUUGACAUCAACAAUUACACUAUCUCUAAAUUUGUCCAGAUUCACUUUAAAGAGCCUAAGUUUGGAAUGUUAACUGCACCUUUGAAGACACCACUAACACACAUUGACGAUGAUCUCACACAUGAGGCUCUAGACGCCUUUGUCAUGAUCUUAAGGUUUAUGGGUGACCCACAUCUCAAUGGUGCUCAGGAGAAUUUAUUUGGGAACUACAUCAUCCAGAAGGGGCUUACCAACACUGGUCUGCGGGAUGAAAUCUUAUGUCAAAUUGCCAAUCAGGUUUGGAGAAACACCAAUCCAGAAAACUCAGAGAGGGGCUGGCUGCUGCUACUGGCCUGCCUGAGUGCGUUUGCACCAUCAGCCAAAAUUGAGAAAUGCCUUCUGAAGUUUGUCUCAGAUCAUGCCUAUAAUGGAUUCAAAGCUGUCGGCCAACAGAAGCUCAUUCAAGCCAUGCAGAAGUCUCUGUAUGGACCGGAGACAGCGAGGACUUACCCACUGUCCCUGCUGGAAUGGACAGCCAAUAGGAAGAAAGCAAACAUGGUUUUGCAAGUACACUGUUUUGAUGGGACAUCUUCCCUGUGCCCUGUGCACUCCUGGACGAGUGGGGAGGAGUUGGCUGCAGAUAUUCUACAGCACAGGGGCGUGAACGAUGCCUGGAAGGGGUGCUCUGUUGUCAUGAAGGAGCACGGACAGUGGGCGGAGCUCGCAGGGCACGAUUACGUAAUGGACUUGAUCGCAGACAUGGAACUGAUGAGAAAUUUUCCAAAGCAAAAAUCCUACUUCAUCAUCUCCGCCGAGAGUCCCACCAGAACCAGGCCCAAUGCCAGCCUGGCUCUGUUUGGAAGUGGAUUUGAUUCUGAUGAUGACAACUCACUUCUGCUCCCUCAGACAAUGCUGAGCACCAGUCUCCCAGAUUCAGAUGGCUAUUACAGCCACGAAUCAGACUUCAGUGAAGCACCAACUCAGAAAGGCAUGGACAGAUAUCUCGACAGCCUGUUUGACCCAGUGCUUUCUGAUGGUAAUGGGGAUUUUGAGAAGUCAUCCAGCAUGUCUAGCCGUAUGAAGGGAGCUGGCGGGAUUGGAGGGGAGGAUGGUGACAUAGUGAAGCCCCUCUCCAGCAGGCCUUAUCCCCCCGGACUGCAGCCUGGUGCGGUGCCAGUUCUACCUGUUAUGGGAGGAACAAUGAUGCCACCUAUACCUAUGCCAGCUAUGCCCUCUGUGCCUCAUGCCCCUACCGCCGUACCCUCAGUACCCAUAAUGCCUUCUAUGCCAGCCUUGCCUGCUAUGCCACCUUUGCCAGCUUUGCCUAAUGUGCCACCAAUGCCUGAUAUGUCAGAUCCAGCUGUCAUAGCACAGCAACAGCAAGCCAUCAUCAACCAGCAAGCGAUUAUAUUGGCUCAGCAGAUGACAAUGCAGGCCAUGGCCCUUCAGCAGCAGAUGUAUAAUUCAGCGCACCACACACACAGCGAGCAUGUGCCAGCUCCCCGCUCCAGCCAGUACAGUCCUACUAAACAAGAAACUGGACCUGUUUCCUACAAACCAACCCCUGCUUCCCCACCACAGAAACCUUCACAGAGACAGUAUAGCCCAACUAGGAGGGAUCCACCAGCGGGGGACUUGGUGAGAGGCACUAUCUCAAACACAGAACACUUAGAGCCAAGUCACAACAUCAAAGACAUUAUCAAGCAGUAUCAGACUAACCCUGUAAAACCAGCAGAGUUGCCCAGGAGGGAAGCUAAAGUGUUUUUGAGGAAACCAGACCCCCAUGACGAAGCUAUGUUGAUUCUUAAGGACCAGAUGAGUGCUCCACCUUCACAGCAAAAGAAAACCUACACUCCAGUUUCUCCUUCGUCUUCUGCAAAGGAGUUUGAUUAUGACCACCAUGGGCCACUAAAACCAGCAAAAAGCAUAAAAACGAAGCGAUCACCUCCUGUGCCAGCUGUCAGUCAGAGAUUCCCAGCUCCCGCUCCUGUAUCUAGAGAACUUCCAGUUGAAGAGGAGAAUAUUCAGACUCAGCUGCACAAGAGGAGCAGUGAAGAGCACUACACCUACACCAAUGUACCCUGGAAAAUCUACUUGAGGAAAGAGGUUUUUUAUCCGAAAGACAGCUUCAACCACCCGCUGAUACUAGACCUCUUGUUUAAGCAGAUUGUUCAUGACACAUUCUCAGAGGCUUGCAUUCGCAUUACAACGGAAGAAAGGGAGAAGAUGAAAUCCCUUUUUGUGGAGCAAAACGUUGACAUCAAUGCCACAAUCCAGGAUGAAAAUGUGAAGAAGAAGAUUGUGGUUGCCGCAAGAGACACCUGGGAGAUCUACUUCUCACGCCUCUUCCCAGCAUCUGGCAGUGUUGGCACAGGGGUCCAGGUGCUGUCUGUAUCUCAUAGAGGAAUCAAGCUUUUGAAAAUGGUCAGGAGCAGUGCAGUAGCCCCAGACUACUUCAGGGUUCUACGACCCUACAGCUAUACAGACAUCAUGUUUGUCACCAUUCCUUCCAAAAACAUGUUGGAGUUCAACCUCACCAAUGAGAAACUGAUUCUGUUCUCUGCCAAAGCUCCUCAGGUUAAAACUAUGAUUGACUACUUUAUCACAGAGCUGAAAAAGGACUCAGACUAUGUUGUUGCUGUGCGUAAUUACAUUACAGAUGACAGAACGCUGCUGAGUUUCCACAAGGGAGACAUCAUACGCUUGCAGAAAAUGGAAGGCUUGGAUGCAGGCUGGAAGUUUGGGGCCAUUCAUGGACGAUCUGGGGUUUUUCCUGUGGAGUUUGUACAGCCAGUGGCUGCUCCUGACUUCAUUAGCAUUCCUGUGGACAAGAAAGAGGAGCCCAAGAAUAAGCAGGGGCGCGUGGCCGCCUCGGCCGCUGUGGCUGUAGCUGUGGGGUCCGCUGCCGCAGCCCAUGAACUGGGCCGGUCCAUUGAGGUGGCGUCUCCUGUCAGUGAGUAUGCAGAGGCCUUUACAGACAGUGCUGAUAUGGACAUCGAUGAGAGAAUCUUUCAAGACAGCCAGUACAACAUGGUGGAGUUUGCCAAGAAAUAUUUCAGAGGGGCCCAGAGAAACAACGGUGAUUCAUAUAAGAAAAAGUCAAAGAAGACAAAGGAAUCCAGAGAACCGUCAGAAAUGGUGAAAUUUUCCAAGUCUCCAAUUCAAGAGUCCCUGAUCGAGUUCACUGAUGAAAAUAUGAACAGAGUAGCUGGAGAGAUUUUUCUUGCUAUAAUGAAGUUUAUGGGAGACUACCCAAUGAAAGGUCAGGCCGAGCAGGACGUUGUGAGCACCAUCCUAAGGUUGAGUGGCGAAUACGGAUUAAUGAAGGAUGAAGCGUACUGCCAAGUCCUCAAGCAGAUCACUGGAAACACCAGCUCCAAGACGGAGAGUUGUCAGAGGGGCUGGAGGCUGCUGUACAUCCUCACUGCAUUCUACAAGUGUUCAGAGGCGCUCAAGCCUUACCUGCUUAAACACCUUCAGGAUGUCUGUGCAAGUCCCGGGGUGCACUUUCAAGGCAUUGCCAAGGCUUGUGAGCAGAACCUAAGGAAGACGUUCCAAUACGGUGGACGUGUUGAGCAUCCUAAUGGGAUGGAAUUGAAAGCUAUGCUGGCUGGAAGGAGCUCCAAGCGCCAGUUGUUUCUUCUUCCUGGUGGAAUUGAACGCCACCUAAAGAUCAAAACCUGCUCAGUGGCUCUGGAUGCCAUUGAAGAGCUGUGCUAUGAGAUGGGUCUGCAUAAACUUGAGGCUUUGGAUGAAUAUGCUGUAUUUGUUGUCACAAACAGAGGUCAGAAUGUCCGGCCUCUGAACAAAAGGGAGUACAUCUUGGAUAUUGCUACAGAGGCUGAACGCGUUGAUAGCAACUACAGUCUGUGGUUUCGAAGAGUGAUAUGGACGCAGCCACUAAAGUUUGACAACGAGCUCGGAGUCACUAUGCAUUACAAUCAGGUGUCCCCUGACUACUUGAAAGGGCUGCUCAAUGUUGUCCCACAGGGUAUGGCCAGUGAGCAGCAGCUUCAGCAAGUGUCAAAACUGGCAGCCCUGCAACAUCGUGCCAAGGACUCGCUCUACCUGCCGUCCAUCCUUGAGGUUCAGGAGUGUAUUCCCACCCAACUCUUUGGUCUCCAGCGGCCCCAGCAGUGGUUAAACAUGGUAAACCAGCAUAUGCAGCAGGUGCAGGCCCUCAGUCCCCAUCAGGCCAAAGCACAAUUUUUGGGGCUUGUGAGUGCUUUUCCCAUGUUCGGCUCAUCAUUCUUCUACAUACAGAGCAGCAGCAACGCUGCUAUCAACACCCCGUGUGUACUGGCUGUCAAUCAAAAUGGUCUGAACUUUCUAAGCAAAGAGACUCAUGAGCCGAUGGUGAAGUUCCCGUUGAAGGAGGUCCAGUCCACACGGACACAGAGGCCCACAGCUGGCUCCAGUUACCCGUACGUGGAGAUAAUGCUGGGUGACCUAAUGUCUCAACGCAUUACACAGUUACAGCUGGACCAGAGCCUUGAGCUGUGCCGUGUCAUCGCCAUGCAUGUGGAGAACCUGCUGUCCGUACGGGAGAAGAGACUUACUCUGCCGCCCAGUGAAAUCACACUGCUCUAGCACGCCUUCUCACUGUUUUAUAUUAGUACUUUUAUGGCAAUAAUUGCAAUCAGACACUAUUAAACUCACGUCCAAAGCCAGCUGUCAUCAUUGAUAGUGCAAUAUGUCUGUUUGCAAUUUAACCAAGUUUUAGGAUUAGCUUGUUAUUCGCAACAAUUUGCAUGCUUUCCAUUAGGUUGAACAUAUGGUCCCAUAGUUUAAAACACUAUAUUUCUAUUCUACCUCUAGCUCCGAACACAUGAUCAGCAAGAAUAUUUUUUAUGAGAGAGAAAGAGUAAUAAAACAAUGUAGCCACUGUUUUUGAAGUUGCACUACUUGAGACUGUUAUGAUUUAAAUAUUUAUGCAAUGUUUUUAUUAUGUUUAAUUCUCUAUGUGGACGAAAAAUGCACUAUGUAGUAUGCACAAUGAAUGUAGUUGGUAUAAAAUGAAGACUUUUAAUAAAAUAAAUCACAGCUGUA
Molecule: messenger RNA, 7686 nt
Organism: Pimephales promelas (fathead minnow)
Lineage: Eukaryota; Metazoa; Chordata; Actinopteri; Cypriniformes; Leuciscidae
Source: RefSeq, a predicted model, not a curated record